Fusarium poae is the source of this 408-nucleotide messenger RNA. RefSeq lists its product as uncharacterized. The coding region runs from base 1 to 408 and encodes 135 amino acids. Lineage: Eukaryota; Fungi; Ascomycota; Sordariomycetes; Hypocreales; Nectriaceae. The transcript is spliced from 3 exons. The record is from RefSeq and is a predicted model, not a curated record.
AUGCAUUUUUCCACAGCCACAGCUCUCACCAUCCUCGCCGCCGUCUCACAGGCAUCGGCAUGGACCAUCACCCUCUACAACAACGUCGAAAAUUGCGAUGCAAAUGACAGCACCGAAUACCAAAUCAUCGAGGGCAACCAAGGCGACUGCUACACCCUCGGCGCAUCCAUGCCCCGCACGACAUGUGAGCAUUUCACCGACGGUGGCAUCAACAAGAAGGGCUGCCGCGGAUUGUUCAAGGCAACAUCUGUUGCUAUCCCCAGAGGAACGAACUGCCAGUUCUAUGGAUUGGAUUUUUGCCAAUCGCUCAGUAUUUAUGGAGAUGAGGGCAAGUGCAGAAACAACAGGGAGCUUCUUGCCGGUCCAGGAGAUUAUUUCCGAUCUUUCAAAUGCGAAAACGACGAGUAG